Messenger RNA from Carassius auratus (goldfish), 2735 nucleotides. Its product is annotated as chromobox protein homolog 6-like. Gene Ontology annotation, molecular function: chromatin binding. The coding region runs from base 865 to 2262 and encodes 465 amino acids. Gene Ontology annotation, biological process: negative regulation of transcription by RNA polymerase II. The transcript has 5 exons. The record is from RefSeq and is a predicted model, not a curated record. Lineage: Eukaryota; Metazoa; Chordata; Actinopteri; Cypriniformes; Cyprinidae. Gene Ontology annotation, cellular component: chromatin; PRC1 complex.
AGAUAGAUAGAUAGAUAGAUAGAUAGAUAGAUAGAUAGAUAGAUAGAUAGAUAGAUAGAUAGAUAGAGGCAGUGCAUUGUUCUGCAUGGACCCCUGGGUUCGAGGCGCGCGCGCACGCAUGCACGCACGCACACGCGUGUGUUUGUGAUUAGUUCACUCCUCCACGGCGCAGUCUCCCCUCCAUUGCUUCCGCAGAAGAGCCCGUCUCUGCUGUCCCACUAAAGAUGGAGCUGUCUGCGGCAGGGGACCGAGUGUUUGCCGCUGAAGCCAUCCUGAAGCGCCGCGUCCGUAAGGUCAGUCCGUACAUUAUUAAAACUCGUUUUAUUUCCUUUCAUUGCGGCCUACAGACGCACUAACUUUAGCCCUGCAGACCGAGCGCAGUGCGCUGAACUGCAGGAAAGCACCAUGCUUUCCUAUACGAUCAUAAAAUUAGUCAGCAAUGCAUUAAUUUUUAGGGCGCUAAAAUCCUCAUUUUUGAGCUCCGUGUGUUGUCAAAGUUCGUUUAGAUUCGAGUAGCGCCAGAUGGAGCUCUUGCUGUUAGCACGUUAGCUUUUUAAUGUCUGCCCGAAGUGCACAUUAUUUUUGACAAAGGCCGGUUAGUCUGACACGCCGCGACACGAUUCUACCCAACUAGAACACGAAGACUGUUGCUUAGACAAUAAAGACGUUUACAGUGCGUUAAAAUAAACAAAACUGUGCGCAUUUCGUGCGUUUGCAGGAUGAACGUUUAGUAAAUGUAUAACAGAAUGUUGACAUUCUAUAUCGGUGGCGUCGCGUCGCGUAGCAACCACUCGUUUAUACGUUCAACUCGCUGUUUGUUUUUGUUUUUAGGACGACCAACGAUUUUUUUGAGGGACGGGACGGAUGGAGUACCUAGUGAAAUGGAAAGGAUGGGCAAUAAAGUACAGCACAUGGGAACCGGAGGAGAACAUCCUAGAUGAACGACUCGUUGCAGCAUUUGAACAAAAAGAGCGGGAGCAGGAGAUGUAUGGACCUAAAAAGAGAGGCCCGAAACCUAAAUUAUUGCUUCUAAAGUCAAGAGCACAGGUUGCAGAGACUUCCUCACGAGUCCCAGAGUUCAAGCACACUCAUCCCAAGCAGCACUCCAAGUUUCCUCCGCCCUCGGCUGCACCGUCCUACACCCCAACCGCCCCUUCCAAUGCUAAACUGCAGUCGGGCACUGCUCAGCCCAAACUGAAGAAAGACAUUCACCGCUGCCAUCGCAUGGCUCGUCGCCCCUUGCCCCGCCCAGACCAAACAGUCAGUCCCUCUGGUCCUUUUUCGUCCCGUCCAACAGUAAGUCCUUUCUCAGAAACGGUCCGCAUUCUCAAUCGUAAAGUCAAACCCAGGGAAGUAAAGAAAGGACGGGUCAUUCUGAACCUCAAAGUGGUUGACAAGGCUGGGCACGGUGGAGUUCCUAAUAGUAGAAGGACACAUGUGCCCUCCGCCCAGCAGUCCCAUUUUGGCCGACAGAAGAUUCCAUCCCGGAACAGGGUGAUUGGGAAAAACAGGCGGUUUGGAGAGUUUUCCUACCGAGGAAUCCCGACCCCCAACAGAAAUUCUGGGUUUCCUGUUUUUGGAAAGCUCUUUGAUUCUCACUCUCUGAACAAUGCAGAGAACCAGACUCAAAGUGGAGAGAGUCGCGAUAACACGGCAAAGAAUCUCUCUUCCUCCAAAAAUCAGACUCUUGAUGAACUUCCUCCUUCAAACUCAAGCUCUGAAGUUUCCGAUGGUGAGCCGAACUCCCCGCCACAAACCCAAUCCCAGCGUUCCUCAUUGCAGCCCAAGUCCUCCACAAUCAAGGCGCCAGAUCCCACACUUCACAAACACAGCGCUCAAACUGUGCCAUCCGAAAACAGCUUGGUUCCUACUUCUCUUCCCUCCUCUCCUAUGUUUUCCUCAUCGUCCUCUGCGUCGUCCUCCUCAGAAGACAACGAACGCAUCCUGGACCUUUCUGUACCUCAUGAAAUGGACAAGAGAUUGCGGCGUCGCCAUCCCUUCUCUGGCCGUCAUCCGCUCAAAGUCCCUGAGGUGCCUGUGUCAGAAGAACCAUCUGAGGAAGAGGAAGAUUUGGACUGGCGUCCUGACAUGACAUCCAAAUGUGCCAAUGUGGUCGUAACGGACAUCACAGCUAACCUCCUCACCGUAACGAUAAAGGAGUUCUGUCAUCCACCUUCUGUUAACCCUCCUCCCUGCUACCCCAAAAAUAUAUUAGCUCAACAUGACACAAAACAGCCAAAGCAACACCCCAACAAAACAUGAGUGCAGACCCGGCCUAGAUACGGCCUCCUCCUUUAGCCUUCAGAAGGGAUAUUAGAAGGUUUGUUAGCCGUUUGUUUAAAGUUUCUAGCUGCCUGGUGCUCAUGUGAGUCUUUGUUAAGAGAUGUGGCCAAGCUGUCCACUCUACAACACUGUGCCAUGACUUUUGUGCCAUGACUUUUAUAAUCGUAAAAAAGAAUGUCUCAGAAUAAGGCUCACUGUUUUUAAUCUGAACACAUGGACCUCUUUAAGAAUGGAUUUACACACCAGUGGCUUCUUGAAAGAUGUGCCAAACAACUUCCUGUAUGGUAUUUAUUCCUUAUAUUUCAUAUCGUUUGAAUAAAUACACUGUCGUUCAAAAGUUUGGUAAGAAUUUUUUUUGUAAGACAAGUACAAACAGUAUUGAUAAAUUAAGAUUGGUUUUCUAUUUUAGCAUUUAAAAAUUUUUUUGAUUUCUAUGAUGGCAAAGUUGACUU